GUUCCUUUUUAUUAUCUAAUUCACCCAUGUCAGUCACUCGGUUAAACUCAAGUAUACAUGACACUUUGAACGAGUUUGGUGAAGAAGACGAUGAUAAAAGGACAGUGGAACAGGAAGAACAAGAAGAACAAUAUUACCCUAAACAAUAUGAAUCUGGUUGGCAAGCAUGGCAACGACUUGUACCAAGGUUAGCUUUGUUUGCUUCUGUGGGUGCUGUAUCACUCUAUUUAUUAAUCCAAUUAACACACCUUGUAUUGAAUAUCGAUCUACCACAUACAUUACAAGAUGUUCAAUCAAUAGCAACACAACUGGAUACAAUGACUCAUGAAGGUACCUGGUGGGACUAUGUGAAGGUUGUUAUGGUAUUUGCAGCUAUCUAUGUGUGGCAACAAGGAUUUUCUAUGCCUGGGUGUGUUUUACUCAAUUUACUAUCUGGACAUUUAUAUGGUGUAGUGGCCGGGAGUUUAUGGACAAGUUACUUGACAGGUCUAGGUUCCACCUUGGCCUACUUUUUUGGUUGGUUAGUGGGUCAACCUGCAAUGGAAAUGGCUUGGAUACGACAUCGUGCUGACUUGAUGCGGGAACAAAUGGAAAAAGAAAGAAAAUCAACAGGUCUCUUUUGGUGGUUAUUAUUUGCUAGACUUUUUCCCUUUUCCCCUUACUGGUUUAUCAACUUGGCAUCUCCAUUAUUGGGUAUUUCUGUAGUACCUUUUUUUUGGUCAACUUUUUUGGGAUCUCUACCUUAUAAUUUUGUUUGUGCUCAAGCUGGUGAAGUAUUAGGUGAACUUUCUUCAACUUCUGAUAUCUUGACUGUCUCUUUGAUGAUCAAACUACUAUUGGUGUCUCUAAUAUCAUUAAUUCCUAUCUUUUGGGGGAAAACCAUACAAAGAAAACUACGUGGAUGGAUUCAACAACGAAAGGAAGAUGAAGAAAUGGAAUUGGAUCGUUAUCAACAACAUCGACAAACAUCUUUAGGUUAUGUACCUGUUUCCACUCAUAUUAAUUAGCUUAUUUUUUUUUCUUUUACCCUUCUGUUUUGCCUUUUAUUCUUACAUACCAAUAUAUAUAUAUAUAUAGUUUAUCUUUAUUUAAUACAGUUUACAUAGAAUAGUAUAGAUUUUCCCCCCCUCCCUCUACCUCUUAUUGAUUAUCAUUUUCAUUAAUAAAG
Molecule: messenger RNA, 1168 nt
Organism: Halteromyces radiatus
Lineage: Eukaryota; Fungi; Mucoromycota; Mucoromycetes; Mucorales; Cunninghamellaceae
Product: snare associated Golgi protein-domain-containing protein
Exons: 2
Coding region: 27-1007 (326 amino acids)
Source: RefSeq, a predicted model, not a curated record